AAAUCUAGUCAAAAUUAAGGUUCGUUUUUUAAAUUUUCUAUCAAUUAUGUGCCUAAUUUAAGAAAAAAUAAGGAUUUUCCUUAUCGAUAUUGGACAUAGUGUCGAUAAUCGCGUAAAACGGAGGCACUGCAAGGAGAAAACCGGGUCGGUUGAAGGUCGAAAACCUUUGAUACCUACAAGCAGGCUCGGUGAUUGGUCCGAAAAUAGAAAUGGCGGCUGCGGAUUGGCCGGUUUCUGGGGCGACGGGCUCAAUAAUCGAAAUUCCACGAGAAGAAAAUCAUUUGUGGUCUCCUCGCCAAAGAGAACAGUCGGUUAAAACAUGAAAAUAUGAGUAAUUUAAAAUUAUUAUGUCUGUCCCAUGAACUGCUCAGGACAGAUUACAGUGAAUGAGUGACUUUUUCAUGCCAUUUCAUUAACAUAUUCCUGCCUAGUGAAUAUACGACUACCUACAAUUAGGUCGCAAUGGCGCUCGUAUGUGAUAUUAAAAGUGAUGCCGAUUCGGGCAAACCAUCAAACCAAGAAGAACAAGAUAUCGAAGACGGUGAAAUUACCGAUGACGAUGAAGAAACACCUCUUCAAUUUGAACCCCCCAACCCUGAACCCUCUGUACCUCCACCUAUUAUACCGAACGUCCCACCUGCCAUACCAGGCAUACCUCCCGUCUCCAAAAAAUCCCCCACCAGAGACUCUAAGGAGGUUGUCAAAGACCGACCACCCGACAAAGAAAGGUCUGGUGAUGAAAGGGAUAAAGUUCCAGAGGAGAGGAUAGAGAAGGAUAGAAAGGAUAGGAGGGGGAGAGAGGGGGGUAAAGGACAUAGGCACAUGACAGAAGCAGAGAAGAGUAUCCUGCAUUUGAGGAAGAGGGAGAAAAUAAUGAGAGAAAGGGAAAAAUGGGAGAAACAGCACAGGAAGGACGUGGAUCCUGCAGAUGGUUUUGAUGAUGACUUUGCGAAAAAUAUCGAAAAAACUCUUGCCACAAUACUCAACAAAAAAGAAAAGGAAGCUGCCGCUUUAAGCGCAGGUGAAGAGGUUAAAGAGGAGGAAAGGAGAGGGAAGAAGCGUAAAAAACAUGAUAAAGAAAAAGACAGAGCUAAGAAAAAUAAACGGUUAAAUGAUUCGCCAAGACCGGACUUUGAAGAGAACGAUAUGAUGAACAUGAGAAGCGGUUCACCCGACGCAGAAUUUAGAUUAUUACAGGCCUUGCCCAUGUCUCAACAGGGUAGAAAUCUGUCGAAAUCGGAGGACAGUGCCUCGGAUGGUAGCGCAGGCGAACGCGAAGAAAGAAUGAGAAGAAGAGCGACGAAGAAUAGAAGAAAAAAAGAGGCAAAAGAACGGAAUAGGAGGGAGAGGGAACAACGGCGACUAGAUCAGGCUGCUAAAAAUCAUCCUUUGCAAGACUCGCAAGGCGUGUGCGUUUUUUACAUGCAAGGAAAGUGUCAAAAGAAUGACUGCCCCUAUUCCCACGAAGUUACCCCGCCAAUGAAGUUAGAACUCUGUAAGUUCUAUCUUAUGGACUGUUGUGCGAAAGGUGAAAAAUGUUCUUACAUGCACAGCGAGUUCCCUUGCAAGUUUUACCACACUGGACUGCUGUGCAGUCAAGGAGACAACUGCAAAUUCGCUCACGGUCAAGCCCUAUCAGACGGUUUAAAACAGAUCCUUUUCAAGCACAUAGAAACGGCUCCUCGUGACAUUUUGGGUGGUUUUCCCAGAUUAUCACGAGAAGAGGCUUUGGGUCUGAUCAACCAGACCCAACAGAAACUUCUACAGGGCGAAAACGGUGACCAAACCACUUCGAAUCAACCGUCCAAUUUCGGGAAUUCCCCCACGCAAACGGAAUAUGGCAAUUCGCAGAAUUCUACGCUCAUGUACGGCAACAGAUACCCGAAUUUCGAAGAGAGGGACAGCGAAAAAGACACUAAAGGUGGGAUACCGUCCAUGUUUGAUAUAUCUGUACCGUUGCCGCCAGAAUUGGUGGCAGGCUUAGAUCUCGACAUUAAAGUGCCAAAAAAUAACAGAACCAAACAGUCCAGGUGGCAACAGGAUUCUGAUAACAAAUCGGGUGGUAAUUUUUACCAAAAAAAUUACCAAAACUAUGGGAGCGAUCAGGAUAUGAGAAUAAGCAGUAACGGCGAUAUAGAUAUGAGAACCCUCCCUACUAUACCAGCUGUUCCGUCCACUAUUGGACACAGCUCGCAAGAUUCAAAUGUCGACCAAUUUCAUAGGGACAUUUCUUUAUCCAACAUCAACGAUGUCGAUAUUCGGUCCAACGCGAUGGAUUUUACAAAGGAUAUCGAUAUCAGGCAGCCCAUUCCUAAAUACCCCGCAUCGAUGGACGUCGAUAUUAGACCGGUUCAAAAAAAUUAUGAGGAUAAACAACAAACUGAUACAGAGGAUGAACUACAAAUAGACACAGAAGAAGAUAAAAAAGAUAAUAGCGUGCAGAAUAAAUUUGAGCUUCCUCAGGCAACUAAAGAUCUACUAGCUAGGAUAAACGCCAAUCAAAAAGACAACAGUAUUGCGGAAAAUACCUUGUCACAAGAUUCAACUAAUGAACUGGACAAUUUUGAUAUGGAUCAAAACAUUGAUGACUGGUAUUCAGAUGAUGACGACGAUGAUAAUCGUUUAACGAUAAAAGUGGAAGAAGAUGAAAAUGUGAAAAGAGACAGGCAUGAUUCUGUGGGUAAUGGGCCUGAAAAGGAGUCACAAAGUCUUGAAGAAAGUCAAAAUAGUAAUAUUCACAGUCUACCAAGCAAUAUAACCUCUAAAACAGCCGAUAUAGUUGGGAAACUUGGCGAUCUGUCAAAAAUUGACAUUUCCCUGGAGGUGACUAAGCUUUUGACGUCUAUGAGCAAGUCAAGAAGUCAGACGUCACAAGACAGUGACGUCACUGAACAAACCAACUCCCAACAAUCGGAUAUUUCUGGUUCUGGAAGUCUACAAGAUCCUAGAAACGUUUCAAGACAGGAUCCUCGUCUGUCCAGUUCAACUUCACAAGAAGCCACAGUAUUAAGACAAGAUCCGAGACUGAUGAAUCUCGAUCCGAGACAGAGACCGAGACAAAGCUCGACGGAUAGUCAGGGUAAAGAAAAGAAUAAGUCUGACAAAGUGAGCAUAUACGAACAGGGAGGAUUGGACAUGAAGAAAGCCGCACUUGAGAUCGACAACGAUGAGUUUAAAGCUUCACUACGUCCGGAUAUUGAUCUCCGAAAUCUAGCGUUACCCUUCAAAGGAAUGCAAAAUUACACACCCGCUACUGAAGUGGAUGCCAGUAUAAAUUCUCACCUCCCUAUGAUAUGGAAGGUUCAUGUAGUCGAUAUACCUCGGCCAGAUUAUACAGGUUUAAAACUUAGUAUAAGCGACGCUGAAAAAACGGGCGAUCCAAGACUUCGAAAAAUCUUCCGACUGAGCAUCGACGAAAAAGACAGUCCCAUGUCGCCGAAAGCCAGCCCUAAGCAGAGUGCGGGGACUAGGGCAGACCCUAGAUUAAGAAAAAUGGAAGAAAAAUCUCAAGAAAUGCAACUUAACCCACAAAUGUCGUACACUCAACAGUUGAAUAUGUUACAAUCUUCUCAGUUCUAUCAAAGUCUGACCAGCAACCAGAAAUUAAUGCUGAACCAGGAGCUUUCUAGUCGUUUCGAUCAAGCAGGCGGUUCGGGUAUUCACGAUCCCGUUUUGAAUUCUUUACUGUCCAACUUGAAUAUAUUACCUCAACAACAGAUUACCACGACGGCAAGUUCACAACUCGCGCCCAGUGCUACUAAUCUGGGAGCGGCACUAUCGAUUCUGGCCAGUGUAUCGAAAAUGAAUCCCAUGCUAUCGAGCCAAGCGGCACCGCUUAUAGGCCAGCAAGGACUUUUGGGUGCUGCCCCUGGGAUUCCCAACAUCCCGCCUCAGAUGUCUCAAGACUACCCCAUCAAUUUCGAUCCCCGAAACGGAGGACUUUUAGGUAACGCCCCUACCGGAGGCUUUCGCCCCCAGUUCGGAGCCGUAGACCAGUCCUACAACAGCGGUUACAACAACGACGACUUUUACGGAGGAGGCUACGACGACCAGCAGGGAGGUCCUCCCAACCAAAUGGGAGGCCCCGCGGGCGGUAAAAUGGGAGGACCCCAAGGCGGGGGCAAUUUCAGACAAGGAGGCAGGGGAUACAACAACCGAGACGGUAGGAGACGUGGCAACAGAAAUUUCGGAGGUAGGGGCGGUAAUAGGAACUUUAAACGAGGAGGAGGUAGGGGGGAUAGGGACGGGAGAGACAGGGAAAGGGAUAGGGACGGAGGGCCGGGAGGAGGGAGACCAAUGAGAGGUCGUCCUCGUUCGCCUUCUUAAGUGUUAAAAUUUUGAGAGAAUAAGUCCCUAAAUCUUUAUUACGUAUAGUUACAGUUCUUUUCACAAAAAAAAAUGAUGGCGAUUCAAGGUCGAAAUAAUGUUUAAUAAUCGUAAUAAAUCCUUUUUAUAUAUUAAUAAAUAUUUUACAUUAUAAAAUGAUAGUAAACUUCAUAUUGUACUAAACUAUAUAUUUUUUUUUAAUUUAACAUUAUUACAAAAAAUGUAUAUUUUGUUUCUUACAUGUCUCUAGAUAGUUCUUUAAAAGAACCUUAAACUUUGCUUAAAAUAUACAAUUUUAACACUAUUCUUUUAAAAUUGUACGAAAUAUUGUACAAAAAUAUUAGGUAAUCACAUCCCUUAGGUUAACUGAUACGUUUCAGGGCUGGUAUUUGCAUUAUUCAGCUCUUACUUGAACAGAAUAUAACUCUAAAGUUUCUUCUAACAAACACACUGUGGUAUUGAACAGAGGGGUGUGGUUUAUUGAAGGUAUACAGGUUGUCCUUGGAUCGUCAUCUUUCAUGAAACACACAGAUACACACAGUCUCUGUGCGUAUUCUCUAUUUAUAUAAAAUAUAUGUGCCAAUAACUUUAAAACAUUUAUCGCCUUUUUCUAAAUAAUUAUACAAGAUGUAUGGACAAAAAAACAGUCAAAAAACUGUAUGAAGUAUAUAUGUUACGAAUAUUACGCGAAAUUAGCGAAUUAACCGGUUAAAACCCAAGUUAUCUAAAAGCGAUGGAUAAAACCCGAAUCUGUCUUAGUUUCGCGUAUUAUCCACCGCAAACAGGUUAAAACAUAGAGAAAGUUAAUAGUUUGGAGAGUGGUGAAUCGCGUGGUAAAAUGUUGGGAGAUUGCGCUUUUGGCGCCCUCUAGUUGGCUACAGGAACGAACUAUGAAAGAGCGGGAGAUUUAAAUUAUUAUUAUACUUAUUAUUUUUAAGGCAAUUAAAACUAAGAGUGCCCUUAACCAAAAACAGUGAAAUAAAUGGAGAUACCU
This is a messenger RNA of Sitophilus oryzae (rice weevil), 5320 nucleotides long. It is a transcript of the gene su(sable), whose product is annotated as protein suppressor of sable. Bases 463 to 4326 code for a protein of 1287 amino acids. Gene Ontology annotation, biological process: negative regulation of DNA-templated transcription. The record is from RefSeq and is a predicted model, not a curated record. The transcript has 18 exons. Gene Ontology annotation, molecular function: RNA binding; metal ion binding. Gene Ontology annotation, cellular component: nucleus. NCBI's taxonomy places the organism in Eukaryota, Metazoa, Arthropoda, Insecta, Coleoptera, Curculionidae.